AUGGCUCCAGCUUUUCUCAAUCAAGAAGAUGUCAAGGUAUUGGAGAAUUUGCGACAGAGGAUCUUCCAAUUGACGAACAAUAUCGCAUCAUUGAAGAGCGAUGUGAUGCGCAGCAAUCCUCUUCCACCAUGGAACUCCCUUCAAACCUCGGCCUCAAUCCUAGCAAGCAACAUCGAGACCCUCACAUCUCUCAUGUCCAAAAAUGCCGAGCUGCUAAACAAAACCGUCGUCUACCCAUCCACAAAUUACCCAGGCCGUACGCAAGAAGGCAUCCUUACAGAGCUCCUCCGCAAGAAACUCGAGCCAGGAGUAGAGACCUGGGUAGACGAAGCACGCGCAACACAAGCCAGUGUCGCAGAAACGAAAACAAACGAGAAAGACGAAACCGAACUUCUAGAGUGGGUUAGAGCUUGGAUUGGUCCCCGGAUCAUCAGGUACAUCAAGAAGGAUCAGGGCAAUUACACGCUGGAGGAGCGCAAGCUAGGAAGGGAGAACGUCAACACGGGACUACGUAGGGAAUUUCCAGAGGAGGACGAGCCUGAUGAGGAGGACGAUGAGGAGGAGGAGGAUGAUGAUGAUGAUGAGGAGAUGGAGGAUGUCGGCGUUGCAGUCACGUCUGUCCGACGGUCGAGUGUCGGCGAAGUGGAGUUUGGCCUUAGUGAGGUCAAGAAGGUUGACCCUAAUGCCAAGAUGAGAAAUAUUGAGGAUAUCCUGAGGUUUGCUACCACGGGCGUAUCAGUGGACCAAGUUGGUCCUCGUCGGUGA
Molecule: messenger RNA, 765 nt
Organism: Cadophora gregata
Lineage: Eukaryota; Fungi; Ascomycota; Leotiomycetes; Helotiales; Ploettnerulaceae
Gene: MED8
Product: mediator of RNA polymerase II transcription subunit 8
Exons: 2
Coding region: 1-765 (254 amino acids)
Biological process (GO): regulation of transcription by RNA polymerase II
Cellular component (GO): mediator complex; core mediator complex
Molecular function (GO): transcription coregulator activity; RNA polymerase II cis-regulatory region sequence-specific DNA binding
Source: RefSeq, a predicted model, not a curated record